This is a messenger RNA of Euleptes europaea (tarantolino), 2311 nucleotides long. RefSeq names its product POU class 2 homeobox 1 (gene POU2F1). NCBI's taxonomy places the organism in Eukaryota, Metazoa, Chordata, Lepidosauria, Squamata, Sphaerodactylidae. Gene Ontology annotation, molecular function: RNA polymerase II cis-regulatory region sequence-specific DNA binding; DNA-binding transcription factor activity, RNA polymerase II-specific. Gene Ontology annotation, cellular component: nucleus. The record is from RefSeq and is a predicted model, not a curated record. The transcript has 16 exons. Gene Ontology annotation, biological process: regulation of transcription by RNA polymerase II. Bases 66 to 2303 code for a protein of 745 amino acids.
UGGCGGACGGAGGAGCAGCGAGUCAAGAUGAGAGUUCGGCGGCGGCGGUGGCGGCAGACUCAAGAAUGAACACUCCGUCAGAAACCAGUAAACCUGUAAAAAUGGAGAGUGGGGAUGGGGACACAGGCACACAGACAAAUGGCCUGGACUUUCAAAAACAGACUGUGCCUGCCGCAGGGGCAAUCUCUACAGCCCAGGCCUUCCUUGGACACCUCCAUCAGGUUCAGCUCACUGGAUCAAGUUUACAGGCUGCAGCCCAGUCCUUAAAUGUACAGUCUAAAUCUAAUGAAGAAUCUGGGGACAGUCAACAGCCAAGCCAGCCUUCCCAGCAGCCUUCAGUGCAGGCGGCCAUACCCCAGACCCAGCUCAUGCUGGCCGGAGGACAGAUCACUGGGCUCACAUUGACACCAGCCCAGCAGCAAUUAUUGCUACAACAGGCACAGGCACAGUUGCUGGCCGCUGCAGUGCAGCAUUCAGCCAGUCAGCAGCACAAUGCUGCAGGCGCCACCAUCUCCGCUUCUGCUGCAACGCCCAUGACACAGAUCCCUCUGUCUCAGCCCAUACAAAUUGCACAGGAUUUGCAGCACCUGCAGCAGCUCCAACAACAGAAUCUCAACCUGCAACAGUUUGUGUUGGUGCACCCAACAACCAGCUUGCAACCAGCACAGUUCAUCAUCUCACAAACGCCGCAGGGGCAGCAGGGCCUACUGCAAGCGCAGAAUCUCUUAACGCAACUACCUCAGCAAAGCCAAGCCAACCUCCUGCAGUCUCAGCCAAGCAUCACUUUCACCUCUCAGCAGCCAGCAACCCCAACACGCACAAUAGCAGCGACCCCUAUUCAGCCACUUCCACAGAGCCAGUCAACACCAAAGCGUAUCGAUACCCCCAGCUUGGAAGAGCCCAGUGAUCUUGAGGAGCUUGAGCAAUUUGCCAAGACUUUCAAACAAAGACGGAUCAAACUUGGAUUCACUCAGGGUGAUGUUGGGCUCGCGAUGGGUAAACUCUAUGGAAAUGACUUCAGUCAGACUACUAUCUCUCGCUUUGAAGCCUUGAACCUCAGCUUUAAGAACAUGUGCAAGUUAAAACCACUUCUGGAAAAGUGGCUCAAUGAUGCAGAGAACCUCUCAUCUGAUUCAGCUCUCUCCAGCCCAAGUGCCCUGAAUUCUCCAGGGCUGGGGAUUGAGGGCUUGAACCGCAGGAGGAAGAAACGCACCAGCAUAGAGACCAACAUACGUGUGGCCUUAGAGAAGAGUUUCCUGGAGAACCAAAAGCCUACCUCGGAAGAGAUCACCAUGAUAGCUGACCAGCUGAACAUGGAGAAGGAGGUGAUCCGCGUUUGGUUCUGUAACCGGCGCCAGAAAGAAAAAAGGAUCAACCCACCCAGUAGUGGUGGAACCAGCAGCUCGCCCAUCAAAGCAAUUUUUCCUUGUCCAACUUCACUGGUGGCGACCACACCAAGCCUUGUGACAAGCAGUGCCGCUACCACCCUGACUGUCAACCCUGUCCUUCCUCUAACCAGCGCUGCUGUAACCAGUUUGUCAGUCACAGGCACCACGGAAACCAUCCCCAACAACACGGCGACUGUGAUUUCUACCGCACCUCCGGCUUCCUCAGCAGUGACAUCGCCCUCGCUGAGCCCCUCUCCUUCUGCCUCCGCUUCCACUUCGGAGGCCUCCAGUGCCAGUGAGACCAGCACAACGCAGACAACCUCCACCCCCAUGUCCUCGGCUCUUGGAACCAACCAGGUGAUGGUAACGGCCUCUGGUUUGCAAACUGCGGCAGCGGCCGCGUUACAAGGAGCCGCGCAGUUGCCUGCGAACGCAAGCCUUGCUGCCAUGGCAGCAGCGGCAGGACUCAAUCCGGGUUUGAUGGCAUCCUCGCAGUUUGCAGCUGGAGGUGCCUUACUCAGUCUCAACCCAGGGACACUAGGCGGUGCUCUCAGCCCAGCUCUGAUGAGUAACAGUACACUGGCAACUAUUCAAGCUCUUGCAUCCGGUGGCACUCUUCCAAUAACAUCACUGGAUGCAACUGGAAACUUGGUCUUUGCUAACGCUGGAGGGACGCCCAACAUUGUCACUGCCCCCCUGUUCCUGAACCCUCAGAACCUUUCACUGCUCACCAGCAACCCCGUCAGCUUGGUCUCUGCAGCUGCAGCCUCGGCGGGGGCCUCCGGACCAGUCGCCAGCCUUCACGCCGCCUCCACCUCAUCAGAGUCUAUCCAGAACUCUCUCUUCACGGUGGCCUCUGCCAGCGGGGCCGCCUCCUCCUCCUCCACCACCACUACUGCCUCCAAGGCGCAGUGAGUGAGGCC